This is a messenger RNA of Ustilaginoidea virens, 1257 nucleotides long. RefSeq lists its product as uncharacterized. The transcript has 4 exons. The record is from RefSeq and is a predicted model, not a curated record. NCBI's taxonomy places the organism in Eukaryota, Fungi, Ascomycota, Sordariomycetes, Hypocreales, Clavicipitaceae. Gene Ontology annotation, molecular function: metallocarboxypeptidase activity; zinc ion binding. Gene Ontology annotation, biological process: proteolysis. The coding region runs from base 1 to 1257 and encodes 418 amino acids.
AUGAAGGUCGCUCUCCUUGUGGCGUCGUUGCUCAGCACGACUGCCGCCGGCGCCGUCCGGCCCAAAGCAUCCUACGACGGCCACAAGGUGUUCCGCGUGCCCGUCGCUGACGACGGCUCGAAUAUCCGCAGUGUCAUUAAGAAGCUGGGUCUGGUUACGUGGAAGCCGCCGGGCAGGAAGGGCGCCUUUGCCGACAUCCAAGUCCCGCCAGCUCAACUGGACUCGUUCCACGACAGCAUGAAGGGCCACCAGCUCAUCACGAUGCACGACGAUCUCGGAAAGUCUAUAGAGCGGGAAGGUGCAUUCCAAGCUUAUUCCGCUGGCUCCGCCAACCGCACCUGGUUCGAAUCCUAUCACGCCUACAGCGACCAUGUCCAGUGGCUCAGCGACUUGGCCAGCCGGUACCCAAAGAUGUCCAAGCUGGUCAGCUCGGGCAACUCCCUGCAGGGCAACCCCAUCCCCGGAUUGCACAUCUUUGGACGCUCCGGCCCUGGCAAAAAGCCGGCCGUCGUUUUCCACGGCACCGUCCACGCUCGCGAGUGGAUCGCAUCCAUGGCCGUCGAGUACAUGAUGAGCGAGCUCGUUACAAACUACGGUUCAGACACGAGCAUCACUGCCUUUGUCGACAAGUACGACUUCUACCUGUUCCCAAUCGUCAACGUCGACGGCUUCAAGCACUCCCAGACCGUGGACCGCCUGUGGCGCAAGAACCUCCAGCCCAACCCCGGAAGCAGCUGUCGCGGCCACGACAUCAAUCGCAACUGGGACUACAAAUGGGGCGGCCAGGGGGCUUCGCCAAAUCCCUGCGGGGACGACUAUGGCGGCGAAAAACCCGCCGACGCUCCGGAAACAAGGGCCUUGGCCGCGUUUCUUCACGGCGUCAAGGCCGCGCAGGGCCUGAAGCUGUACAUCGACUACCACUCCUACGGCCAGCUCUUCAUGACGCCCUACGGAUACUCUUGCUCCGCCCGAGCCCGCAACGACAACGAGCUGCAGUCCCUCGCCAAGGGGGCCGUCGACGCCAUCUACGCGGUGAACAAGGUCAAGUUCGACCACGGCCCCAUCUGCAACAUCAUCUACCAAGCCACAGGGUCCAGCGUCGAUUACGUGGCCGACGUUGUCGGGGCCGACUACACGUUUGCCUCCGAGUUGCGCGACAUGGGUGAGCACGGGUUCAUCCUGCCGCCGGAGCAGAUUGUGCCCAGCGCCAAGGAGGCCUUUGCCGGAGCCGCGUAUCUGCUGCAGCACAUGAAGUAG